Trichoplax adhaerens is the source of this 1437-nucleotide messenger RNA. RefSeq lists its product as uncharacterized. NCBI's taxonomy places the organism in Eukaryota, Metazoa, Placozoa, Uniplacotomia, Trichoplacea, Trichoplacidae. The record is from RefSeq and is a predicted model, not a curated record. The transcript is spliced from 6 exons. The coding region runs from base 1 to 1437 and encodes 478 amino acids.
AUGAAUCUUAAUAUUCCUUACCCUGUUCAUGGCCGACCAAGAGCUACAACGUUAGAAUUAUUUUUAGUAUCUACACGUUUUACUGCUAUGGCAACUGCAUCACUGGCUUUUAAGACAUCGUUUCAGCUUUCCUAUUCUACAGCUCAUCGGAGCAACAUUGAAGGUUGCCAAAUGACAUGUUGUAUUCCACAUUAUAAGCAAAUAAAACAGCUCUUUUGUCCGUCACAACUAUUUAAGCAGAGAAGGAAUACAAUUAUUGCCGCUCAGCAAGUCAAUAGCGAUGGCACUAAGUUUAUGGAAAUGAAUUAUAAAUUAGCUACUAAUGAGACUGAAGUAACAGAGAAUAGGAUCGUAGCAGAUGUUGAAAAUGUUAAUCAAUCCGUUAUUAACUGGUUUUGGAAUAUACCACAGUGGCUACUUGAUACUGCAAGAUUAGGACCAAAAUACUAUUAUAACUACUUCCGAUAUCCAGUUCAAUACAAGGUUGGCAUUAAAGCAAACAAGGAUAAACCUGGACAAUUUACUUUAGUAGCUAUCGUCAAGCAUCGAGAUUAUGCAUUACCAUCUCGGAUAGAGAAGGACUUAAAAUCGAUUGCUAAACAUAAAGAUGAAACUAAUAUUCUCAGUAGCGGUAGGCUGCAAAUCAGCGUUACGGGAGACAUUAAAUCUCUCAAUGGAGUAAUUUGGGCAGAAAGUUUGAAUAAAGCAGUCUAUUUCGAUGGAGUAUAUUCGGUUACGCAGUUUGCUUGUACGGGCCUUCUCGACAAAAAUAACCGAAUUUAUUCUAAAGGUACCAUAGAAUUUCGUUAUGUUGAUCCUGGUCCAAACUGUCAUCCAGAAAUGUCAUCUAAUCCUGACUACAUGGCCGAAAAUAAGCCCGUCAGUGUUGAUUUUAAUUAUAGCCCAGAUCUUGACAUGACUAGGAGAUAUUCUUCGCUCUUCAACUAUAUUCCAGAACCGGAUCAACCUGCUGAUGACGUUAUCGAGUCUUCAAGUAGCCCUGAAAAAAGUCCAUCAGAUAUAGUUCCUCCGGUGCCGACGUUUAUAGUAAGGGAAAGUAAACACCAUUCUGCUGAGGUAAUUAGCAUCAAAGUUACCAAUGAUGGCGAAGUAGGCCAUUUUAUCAUUUCAACUGGCUCAGAUGGAUAUUCUAUUGCUGAUUUUGAAAGAAAAUUUGAAUCACUAGAAAAGUUGUUGACCUACUACAAUACUUAUAAAGAUGAAGAAAUGCAAAUGAGAUUACGUGUUCCACCAUCCAAUGAAAGCGUUGUACCUGCACAUCCAAAUAUAAAAGUGUCAGCACCUGAAGAGAUUCCUGACAGCACAUUCUCAUAUAAGGGAAUGCAAAAAGAAAAUGGGCAAUCGGAAUUGGAGGAAUACGAUUAUGUCUCGACUUCUCUUGAAAGAGAUGGGGGUUUGUUCAUUAUCUGUCUUUAA